GAGUCCGCAAAAAUAAUCUGCAAAUAAAAAAGUCCGCAGGAAAUGUACGCACGUAAAAUCCGCAAAAAAUGUCCACAAUAAAAAAGCCGCAAAAUAUCCUAAGAAAGGUCGCAAACAGAAAACAUCCGCAAGAAAUGUCCGCAAAAUAUAUCCUUAAGUUAAGUCCGGAAAAAACCCAAGAGAAGUCUGCAAAUAAUAAAAAGUCCGCAAAAAAUUGUCCGCAAGUUAAGUCCGCAUGAAAAGUCCGCAAGAAAGUCUGGCAAGAAAAGUCAGGCAAAAAAUGCCCGCAGAAAAUGGGAUGCUAACCUGUAGUCCAUAAUUUCCCAUUUUCAGAUUUCCUUGACUGCUUUGAGGCAAAAAAUCAGAUUUAUGUGGCAAUUUAAAUUCAAAUCGCCGGCUAGGCGCAAUGAAGCGUUUUUAAAAAAAUCAUUUAAAAGUGUUCUCCGUACCAAUGGAUGCCUUUAUAUUGCAAAAAAUUUGGUUAAGAACAAAAAUAAUAUAAUUGACGUUUUUCAAACGCUACCAGAAAUUCUGCAAACUUUUUGUAAUUUAUUUAAAUUUCAUCCUCAAUUGGUUGCUAAACAAUUUUCGGAAUACAGGUUUUUAUUUUUUAAUUUUUUGGGACCUUUCUGGGCGGAGAAUAGCGGCUCUGAAGGGAGGCCUCCUUCCAUUCCCCAGUAA
Molecule: messenger RNA, 681 nt
Organism: Meloidogyne enterolobii
Lineage: Eukaryota; Metazoa; Nematoda; Chromadorea; Rhabditida; Meloidogynidae
Source: the annotation of a GenBank genome assembly